AGAGUGAAAGCGGGGUGUCGUCUUGCCGUGUCCCCCGCACGCGCUCCCCCAUAAGGACUCGCGGUGGGACCGUCCGUGGACCAUCGGCGCAAACAUGGCGGCUCCGAAAUGGAUGGAAGGCAUUUCAAAAAAAUGAAAUGAUCUCACUUCGGUGUUAUUGUUCUCGGUUUCAGCGACACAAAGACAUAGUCCUGAGGCAUGUCUGCUUUGAAGGAGAAUACCAAGAAAGAGGAAAAUGACAAGCCCAUAUCAGAAACCUCUGGGCCCCUAACAAGCAAUCCAGCAUUCUUGAAUGAAGGAAGUGCAUUAGAAGAAUCAAUGCAGCGUCCACAUGAGAACAUGACACCAAACAGCGACCAAGCAGAUCUUCUAAAGCAUGUGAGUUAUAUUGACUCCAUCAGCGCUGAUGAACCUGCCAAAGCUGCCUAUGUCAAUGGAUCAGCUUCACCCAGCAUUUCACAAGAAAUUUUAUUGGACAUCUCCAAGUCAACGCACACACAGAAUUCCACCGACACAACCGCCAUUCAGUUAGAAGACUGCGAUCCGCUGAGAAAAGAUGGUGAAAUAGCCGUAAGGCAAAUGGUAACCGCUGAAGAUGUGGAAAACCGGGGCAUAUGGGGCUUUGAUGCGGAUUCGCCGGAGAAUUCAUUGGACAAUUUUGAUGAUGGAGAAAAGCUUGAGUGGAAUCCACAGAAAGAGUUUAUGAAUUUUCUGCUCGAGAAUCAGGACUGUUCUAAAACAGAGGCUCAGCCUGCUUCGUCUAGAAGGAAGUGUACAAGGUCGGACAAGGUGGCCUCAACAGAAAACUCAAAAAAUGAUCACACCAUGGAGGGCAGUCCAAAAGCAGUAGAGCAUGAAUCGAAACAAUCCAAAACGCGUUCCCCAACAUCAAACAAGUCCCAGUACUCAAACGGAACAUUAGUGGCCUUCAAAAAUUUUUUACAGAAACCAGCAAAAAUCAGGAAGACUAGUCAGAAGCUUGAAUACGUUCGAGAAAAUCUGUCCAGAGACUCUGGCUUGGAGGAAGAGCCUGCGUUAUUUUCCAGCAAUAGCAGUUUUAAGGACAACUCUCCUUCACAAACACACACACCAAACUGGUUAGAUCAAAAGCCGUUCAUGUGCAAAGAAUGUGGAAGGGACUUUUAUAGUCACACCUCACUUUUAAAACACAUAAAUGUUCACCGGACAAAACGACAACAGUUCCUCAAGUGUCCACAGUGCAGUUUUGGAACCAACUGCCCCAAUACCUUUGUCCAACAUGCAAAAACGCAUGAGAAGGACAAGCGUUAUUACCCCUGCCACAAGUGUAACUUCUUGGCUGCGAGUAAACCUGAUCUAGUUUCUCACAUGCUUAACAAGCACCCUGUUUCCGAUGCUCAGUGUGCGAUAAUCGGAAGGCAAGACGUCCAAAAAGUUGGUAAGUCUGAUAGAAAGCCAAAUUCUGUAAGGAAUUACAAAUCGGCAGACAAAAAUUUACAGUUCAUACCCGACUCAGAAAAUAGCUGUUCGUUUUCACUUGAGUGCAAGUCCCUCGAAGUCGAAGACUCAAAUGGGCUUUUACCAACAGAUCAACCAAAAUCAAAACAUUCUGCUGAUGAAAAAUCAGACAAAAGUGAAUCGAAACUUGACAAAUCGAUUCACUCACUGCUAUCCCGGAAGAGGACUCGUGACUCGGAAAGCAAGUCUACUCCAACCUUUGACGAAAUUGGUGUAGGAGGUGGGAGUCCAGAUGCUGGUAAAUACUGCAGUGAUGAGUUCCUCAAUGCAGAAGAGGGACCACCAUCCCCUGCCAAGGGCAAGGGGAAACAAUUUGCACUAUACAAUGACGACUCGGUUUGCACUCAAAUAUCCGAUGGUAGCAGCCACGGAUUUGGCCAUAAAAGCAACUGUUCUAAAGGACACAACUCAAGCACUAACCACAAACACUUACCUUCAGAGAAACUGACUUUAAAGAAAUCGCCUUCCAAAAGAAAAAUGUCCACUCCGUUCCACAACAUACAAGGCCAAGAUAUACUGAUUGAUUUUCCCAAAUGCAGGCAGAUUUUCCAGAAAAACUCCAAUCUCUACCUUAUUAAAAAAUGUGAUAGUAAAGAUGGUCUACGUAUUAGCAACACAACGUUUAGGAGCCCGUCUGCCUCAAGCGACCUCUCCGAGCAAGAAUCGGGUUUGCUGCAGACAGUUUCUAUCAAAGAAGAAUGCAUGGAAAUGGAAGUGUGUGGCGAUACCAAUGAGUCGGAUAAUGUUGCAAAAAUCAGGGACUACAAGGUCGAGCUAAAGUCUUGCCCCUACUGCCCGGCUGUGUUUCAGUCCGGAAUCGGUCUUUCCAACCAUAUACGAGGGCAUCUGCACAGGGUGGGUGUAAGCUAUAAAGCACGUCACGUUGUGUCUGCAGCCCAAGUGGCUUCACAAGAUAAAGUGCCUCCUGUUCGGCGAAGGAUGUCAGCGAUACCUCAGAUUAAAACAGAGGUGGACUUGGUGUCGAUUGAGCAGCCUUCAGGGGCAAAAUCAGAGCUGACGUGCCCGCUAUGUCGGGAGUGGUUCGACACCAAGACCGGCUUAUCGAAUCAUGUCCGGGGCCAUCUGAAGAGACUGGGGAAGCCGUGCUCUACGUCCACAUCCAAGUCACCCGUGAUCAUCCUGAAGGAACUGAUGCGUGACAAGAAGCAGUUCCAGGUUAAAUUACAGGCCCUUGAAAAAAAGUGUCGCUCAAGGAACUCCUUAUAUCCCUUCAAAUUAAGUAACGGUCUCAUCAUUUCUACGGCGAAAGUGCAGCGUUUUGCACAAGGCGGCAAGCGACACGGACACGUUUCCUCUCGCUUGGCGGAGGAAAAGAAAAGGACAGAGAGAGAGAAGGACGCGAUGAAGGGAUCGCCGUCGAGUGAUCUGAUUGGGAUUCUCAAGAAGAGGAAAGCGCACGAGGAGGCCAAGAUGAAAACCUUACCUCAAACUGCCAGGAAAGCUCUCCUUGUUAACGCGGUUAAAGAACGCGAUCCAUCAGCACAAAUACCAAACGCAGUAUCAGUUUCAGAGAAAAGUGAUCUAAACAGAAAGGUGUGCGUUCACUGUAACGCGACUUUCCACAGCGGAGUGAGCCUCUCCAAUCACCUGCGGGCUUACGCUCGACGAAAACGUAAUGCACUUUUGGAAGGAACAACUUAUGACUGUAAAAGGAAGCAGAGGUCCCGGUCUGGGUCUAAGAAGAAAACUCACCCGUUGCUACACACACCGGAGGAAAUUUACAGACUCACCUGCAGGUUUUGUGAUCUGGUCUUCCAGGGGCCGCUCUCGGUGCAGGAGGACUGGGUGAAGCAUCUACAGAGACACAUCAUGAACACGGCGGUGCCGCAUACGGGCGCGGCCAUGGUGGAGGUCACCUGCGUCCCGAGCGACGCGAGCACGCACACGCCCCCUCAGACGCCCCCGUAAGGCCGGCCGGCCGCCCAGCCGACCCCGGUGUCAUCCGUCUAAAUGACUUUUUCGUUUUUACCUCGGCAGGAGUGUCUACGCGUCGAGUCGAUGAACUUUUCCUCUCAUCGGCUCGCCGCAACGUUCAGCUCUUUCACACGGCCGUUCUUUUUAUACGACGUUACAUCGUCCUGGUAUUUUAUAGGGACGCGUUUAUUGAUGAUAAUCUUCAGAUUUCAGUGGCGACCAAGACACCAAAACACAACUGUUACCUCAGACGCUUGACAUACGGUGGGUUUUAUUUAAGGAUUUAAAAAACAAAAAAGCGCUACAGAAACCUGUAUACAUUUUUAUUGCGGUUAAAUUUUUUUAAAGGACAAAUUCUGACCUGGUUUAAACUUUUAGCCCUCAAUCUUGUUAAACUUGUAUGGUGCAAAUGUAUAAGAAUAAAUAGUAGAUAUAUUUCCAUAUGAUGUUUUUUUUUUUUAAUAAUGAUUUAUGAUUAAUGUGAAAUAAAAAUCUAGUCACUAUUUUAGUGUGUUAUAACUAGACAUGUGCUGAUGAUGAUGAUGAUCAUAAACACACAAACUGCCGGAUAUUUUAUCACAAUUUACGAUAUUACAGUUAAAUUUUUUUGUUUCCCCUCAAAAAUAAUACUGAUAAGAUGUUAAAUAUUGUGAUUUAUCGUAGAGACGAUUAUCGGCACAUCCCUAGUUAUGACUUGACUCGCGCUCGUCUCAUCACUUCGUUUGGAACGUCGUCCAUGGAUCUGUAACGUAACGUUCCGCCAUUAGUGCUGGAACAAAAAAAGAGCCGUCAACUGUUACUCAUGUCCCGUUAUUUUUUACUGUUAUUUUUUAUUAUGAACAAUUUUAAAUAAUUUAUGUCGAAAUGUAAAUGUUGAAAGAUUUUCUCUUUUUUUUUUCCCCUUUUUUUUGUCGUGAGAAAUAAACAGAGAUUUUCGAUGUC
Messenger RNA from Clarias gariepinus (North African catfish), 4374 nucleotides. It is a transcript of the gene znf644a, whose product is annotated as zinc finger protein 644a. The transcript is spliced from 6 exons. The record is from RefSeq and is a predicted model, not a curated record. Gene Ontology annotation, cellular component: nucleus. Bases 199 to 3426 code for a protein of 1075 amino acids. Gene Ontology annotation, molecular function: RNA polymerase II cis-regulatory region sequence-specific DNA binding; DNA-binding transcription factor activity, RNA polymerase II-specific. Lineage: Eukaryota; Metazoa; Chordata; Actinopteri; Siluriformes; Clariidae. Gene Ontology annotation, biological process: regulation of transcription by RNA polymerase II.